UGGCGUCAUGCGUGACGUCAUGUUGCAAGAACGCGCAAGAGUGAUUCUUGGAAGACGUGCUUUUCGCAAGCUUCCAGGAAUUGUUCGUCCACAGAUGCACAAACGUCCCUCCCCACGCCAGUCUCAGGGAGGGAACCGCCUUCCACACCAAGCCAUCAUAGCCAUCAUGUGUGGGCGACGACAACGACGACGAUGAUGGAAGUGUAAAAACGCGAGCACGCUCGUUUCGCAGUAACCUCAACACCUCAUCCAUUUACUCUCACUCGACAAGAACCACAGACACGUUCUUAUCGCCCACACAUACCCACGAUGACAACACACACCCCAGACAGGAAGGCGGCCACCAGCUAUCACCACAACAUCACCACAAACGAGUACGUGGUUCACCUGGCAGGCGACCUCGACGCCAUCACCUCAGACCUUCGCCAAGCCUUUCGCACCUUGGGAGCGCCCGUGCCCACGCACGAGAUUGUGAAGAUGGCACAGUUGCUGCUCGCCGCCACGAGCGGGCCCAACCGCACGUACCACUCCACGCAGCAUGUCUACGACACGGCGCGUCUUGACGAGGAGCGGGACGUCGUGACGUUCCUGGCGGCCCUGUUUCAGGACAUUGUGUACUUGCAGCUGGACGAGUGCAUCGCGCCCUUUCUCCUGCCCAUCUUGCGCCGCUCGCGUCUCUUUUCCCUGCCCCUCGACAGCGUCACCCACAGUGCAUCAACGGGACGAAGGCCGUCCGACAAGAAGGAGCUGAAUGCCGAGGGCCUCACUACGCCCGAUGACGCCAGCAGCAGCGCAGCAUCCACAUCAAGCAACCAUCAAGGCACACUCCUGACAGAUGACGAGCUCGUGCAGUACAUCGAAGACUCGCCAUGCCUCGUUGGAUCGACGAGCAAGGCGCUGACCCAUCGGUCGGGCGAGCUCAGCCAUCCAAGCCACAUUGUGCUGAUGGCUGGCAAGGACCUGGCGGACUCCUGGGGGUUUGUGACGGCCGUGAGCAACAACGACGACGACGACAAGCGGGCCAAGACGGCAAAGUGCAACGCCAACCGUGACUGUGAGUUGGGCCUAGAACAGGUUUGCUCGGGCGAGGACACGGCAAAGACACAGGACAGCAGAUGCAGCAGCAACAGCAAAUACAGCAGCAACAGCAACAGCAGCAGCAGCAGCAGCAGUGAGAACAGCAGCAGCAGCUACAGCAACAGCAGCAGCAAGUACAAGAUUGACGGCAGGAGGAGCAACGGUACGAGCAUCGACAAUGGCAACAACGCCAUCCCUCGGCACAAGUGCCGUCGCACACUUGUUCCCGUGUCGGCUGCGGAGCAAGAUCUGAUCAGCAGGCGGCUGGCCGCCAUUGACACGUGGUGGAUGACGAGGAAGCCCUGCGCACGCAAGAGCGGGGGGCACGGUGGUGAAGUUGAGGAUGCGGAGGCGGAGCAGGAGGCGUGCGUGCUGAGCGAGAGUUCGGUGGCCGCGCGUCGCAUGCUCGGACAGCAGCUGUGCUACCGCGUGUUUGGGUUUGUGCCCGGCGAGGUGCUUCCCUUUGAUAUUGGGACGCGAGGGAUGAACGAGUUUCUGAGCUGCGUGGUGGCGAUGGACAUGCUCGCGCCCUGGCUGGACGACGUGCAGCUGCUGCACGUGUGCGCGUGCAUCAAGGCGACGGUUCACUUUGGCGGCCGCAGCAGCAUCACCACCUUGUAUGAGCGGUGUGCGGAGGCGAUGAGCACCGACCUCCAGCUGGACGUGCUGUGGACGUCGCGUGACAUCCACGAGAGCACGAGGUACAUCGUCGAGUGCGCCUGCAACGUGGCGGCAAGGGACGUGAGCAACAUGGCUGCCCGCGACACCCGCGUGUUCCUGGCCAACACCUGGCGGCUGUUGCCGGAGCAGCAUGCACAACUUCGCUCCCGCAUGACGUUCACGCUGACGGAGUGGAUGGGGGCCAUGCUGCACCAGCUCACCUUCUUCCAGCACCUCGAGACGAAGCCCUUCCUCAUCUUUCCUCGCUUUGCGCAGUGCAGGAGUCGCGAGGAGCAGCAGCGGCUGGAGGAAAGCGCAGUGCGCAACCUUCGCCGCGGGGCUGCGUACGUGGCGUGCCGGCUCGUCACCGCCAGCAUCAUGCACGCCGUGCUUGCGCGCGGGCACCUUGCCAAGGACAGCACGCCGCUGUUUGCCUUCCUCCCCAAUGGCAUGGGUGGUCCCGUGCCAGCAGAGCUGAUGGACCUGCACGACCGUGAAGGAGACGAAGAAGAAGAAGAAGAGCAGCACGGCCACGACACGUUCGGCUUGGGCACCACGCCACCACCAUCCAGACCCUCCUCACGGAGACAGCACGUGGCGCGAGGCUUUGACUGUGUGGAUGACGAUGGCUGCACCCCGUGGCACGAGUACACGGAGGCGCUGCUCAUGCACGGGUUUGAUGACCUCGGCGGAGCAGAUUGUGAUGUGAGCGCGUGCGAGGCGUCGCUGAUGGUGUUUCGGAGCAUCUUGAGGGAGUGUGAUGGUGGUGGUGACACACGCGAGGUUAAGGGUGGGCGACGUGACGCUGGUGCUGCUGCUGGUGCUGGCUUUGAUGGCUCGAGCGACAACAAAGCUUGCUUUGCUCAAUGUGUUCGGGCGAGCGUCGCUUAUUACGAGGGGAAGCUGGACCUCUACGCCUUCUUGAGGCAGAUGCCAAGAUCGGCGGUGGAUGCCAUGACCCUCUUUGUCUGUGGCGUGUGCUCGUAUUUUCGAAAGCGCGCCCACGAUCCCGUCAUUUCCGAGCUGCUGCAACGACCAGCCGUGUCAGCGUGCGGCAAAGAGGAUGCCAUUGGUGUGACGUUGAAGUGCCACGUACACUGUGCAAGCCGCAACCUCGCCACCGUGCUUCACACGCCCGAGAAGUCCCUGUCUGGUCUGUCGUUGCGCCGGUUGGUCGCCGUGGAGGCCGCUCUCAGCGAACACAAGACGCCAGCAACAUCUGCUGUGUCCCUGCUCUGUCUCCGCUCCCUUGCCUCUUUCGAACACACGUCCAUAUUCUCCCAGGCCGCAAAGUUUAGAGCCGACCCACACUCCCCCACGCGCCUCCCAACUCCCAUGUGUCUCGCGUUUGCACCGGCACUCGCUCCCGGCAAGUUAAAGAUCAGGCGCGUGUAUGUGCGCUGUCCACGCCUCUUCCCCGCGUUAAAAGCGCAUCGAACCCUCGCGGAACUGGAGCGGCACCUGCGGCAACACAUCACGCGCAGCAAGACGGGUGCACUCACUGCGAAUUACACGGACAGCGGCCACCUCGCGCCAACCUUCGACAAGCUCGACCAAGCGCUGGAUGCUGUGCGGGAGGCGAGCAAAGCGGCGGGCCUGACGCUCGGCACAGACGUGUUCAUGGUGCUGGAUAUUGGGGCACAUGUGUUGUUUGAGCACAACAAGGGCAAAUAUGAGAUCACGCAGGGCGGGCUUAAGACACCGCAGGACUGGUGCGAUGAGCUGCUGUCGAUUGUUCACAAUGAGAACAACGGCAUCGCGAUGGUCAUCGACCCCUUCAGGCCGCAGGAUGAGAUGUGGAAAACGUUUGCCGAGGGCGUGAAGGAUUCGCACGUGGACAUUUGUUCCGCCGUUGGCGAUGACUUGGACGUUUCAGAUGAUGCGUGCUCCAAUGCAUUGACGGCUCGCGUGUACACACCCCCACCAACACACCCCAUCUCUGUACACAUGGAAACAGUGGGUGCGUGGUCGAUGCAAAACCUCAACGCUGUGCUGGCACACGACACCCCGGCCCUCGACAACGACAACCCAGACACUGUCGACAUCGCUGCGGCGAUGCGAGCGCCGUUCAUGACGUGUCUGCUGCCAUCGCGCCACCCGCGCACACACGACCGCCUCCUGGCCCUCGAGCGCGAGCUCAAGGAUAUGGGCGUGUGGGCGCCUGCAUCGCGCAUCAACGCUUCGGCAGACAGGCGGUUAUCGGCACGCCCCAACACGACCAGCUCUGAUGGCGACGGUGAUGGCAGUGACAAGACGAGACUGCCAACACUGGCCGAUGGCGAUGAAGGUGAUGGUGGUGACGAUGGCGCACCACCAGCUGCCGUCAGACCAAAACCCAAGCGCCACUGA
Molecule: messenger RNA, 4086 nt
Organism: Salpingoeca rosetta
Lineage: Eukaryota; Choanoflagellata; Craspedida; Salpingoecidae
Exons: 14
Coding region: 310-4086 (1258 amino acids)
Biological process (GO): glycolytic process
Cellular component (GO): phosphopyruvate hydratase complex
Molecular function (GO): magnesium ion binding; phosphopyruvate hydratase activity
Source: RefSeq, a predicted model, not a curated record